UCAUCAGCCCGGACCACCGCAGCCGCAGGUCGCCCACGUUGCCCUUCUCCUCCCCACUCGCCGCACGACUGCACCAACCGAGACCAGAGGGGAAUGGCGAUGGCGGCGGCGAGGAGAGCCCUCCUGAACCACCUCCGCGUGCCGGUGGCGCGCCCCGCGGUCGCAGCGGGAAGCGUCCCCGUCGCCAGGCUCCUGUCUUCCACCUCGGAGGUGGAGAAGGGCUCGUUCCUCGACAAGGGCGAGGUCGCCGACCGCGUCGUCUCCGUCAUCAAGAACUUCCAGAAGAUCGAGCCCUCCAAGGUGACCCCUAAUGCGCAUUUCCAGAAGGACCUCGGGCUGGACAGCCUGGACACUGUCGAGAUCGUCAUGGCCUUUGAGGAAGAAUUCAGCUUCGAGAUCCCCGACAAUGAGGCAGAGAAGAUCGAUUCCAUCAAGUCGGCAGUCGACUUCAUCGCCUCGCAUCCUCAAGCAAAGUAAGAUUUGCUUGCAGCGGUUUCUUGGUUCCCCCCUUUGACACACAUUGUCUCCAGAAGGAAUGCUCCCCGAAAAGGACCUGUCUUUUCCCAGUAGGUGAAUGAUCCUAGUUUGCUCCGUUGAUUUUUGUGCUCUCUGGUAGCAAGUCUUUGUUCUCUCCUUCCGUCUGUUGCAAUAAAUAAUGAUACACCAGUUGGUUGUGGAUCUAUGAUUCUAUUAGCUGGGGAUGACAGCAGCCAAAGUUAUGAUA
This is a messenger RNA of Triticum urartu, 724 nucleotides long. RefSeq names its product mitochondrial acyl carrier protein 2 (gene MTACP2). Gene Ontology annotation, molecular function: acyl carrier activity; acyl binding. Gene Ontology annotation, biological process: fatty acid biosynthetic process. Gene Ontology annotation, cellular component: mitochondrion. The record is from RefSeq and is a predicted model, not a curated record. NCBI's taxonomy places the organism in Eukaryota, Viridiplantae, Streptophyta, Magnoliopsida, Poales, Poaceae.